AUGGCUGACACAGCCGUGCCAUCUCCGGCACCUUCGGCAUCUUUCGAUAAUACCAGUGGCUGGUUCAAUUUCACUAUAUGGACGGCGCAGAAUAUACCCUAUCUCAACAUGACCAAAAUUGCACCGUCGAUUGAGGAUAUUGUUCUGGCUGGGCCUAGAAUGGUCAUGAAGUUGGGUCGUUUCGGAUCCGUCUUCUCAGCUACGGAUGCUGUCGACGGCUUUGGACAGCAAGUGAUUGCCGAUACAACUACCGAGUCGAGUAUUAUCUUUUCCACAACGACCACUCCGCGUGCUGGAGCCUACGUGGCCAACACAGCAACUAUGUCGGCCGCUGUGGCCGCUGCCGCCGAAUCCGUCCUUGCCGGGCAGGAAACAACAGCCGUGCCUGCGGCCUCGUCACGGUUCUCCCUUGAGGGUGCCAGAGGCCUGGGGUCUGUCUUCAGCUAUGCUACCAGCAAGUGGGCAUUGUGUUGCAUUGCCAUGGCCGUGGUCCUCAACCGCACCCAUAUCUUUGCUGCCACGCGCAGACGUCUACGACUGCGUUGGCCUGUUCGCUUUGCCCUACGCAUCGUACCUGUAAUUCUCUUUCUUUUCCAGGCAAAGCGUCUCCUGCAGUCUAUUCAGUGCCAAACGUCACCCGAGUUUGCAGAGUUGCGAUGGGGUGACGCUACUAAGAGCUCAGAAAUGAUGUUUUCACAACCUAGCCCCUUCCUGCAUGGACUGAGUACGGCUUUACUCCUUGGACCAUCCGACCAGGAAUCCUGCUUAGCCGUUCAUAUGAUUCCAUCACCGGACCCGGAAGGCAGAGCAUCUUCACAGCUGCGGGGCUCCCUGUCCCUUUUGUGGCCCCUUUUUGGUAGCUUCUGCCUCAGUCACUUUCUCGAAACCAUAUCAUGUGCCGUUCAGGGGCGCCAUCUCGCGGCAGAGACGGGCAUGACUUUAUUCGAGCACUCGCUCGCUUUUGCCGAGGCUGACGCUGCCAUUAGCAAUCAGCUGGGUUGGGGAAUGUUUACCAACACUGCAGCAGCCGCAGCAGCCUCGUCUGGUAACAUUAAUGCUGAUGUCGCCAUCACCAGAUCUAUGCUCCUCCGGCGGGCAAAUACACCCCCUGAAGUCUUACUGGUUGCGUUUUUAUCAGCUAUGAGCCAUGUCACCAGCCACAUCCUGGGCAUAUUUAACCUUCAGCACAAGGCCCGCCUCCUCAGUACCGGAUUUUUUGCUGCAUGCUUCAUGGGGUCGAUCAUUUGGAGCGCACUGACUUUCUCACUUGAUGACCCCGCAGGCCAGAGCCUCCUCAGGUUUCCAACUGUUUGCAUAAUAGGCUACAUACCUCACGUUCUUGUGCUUGCUGGCAUCUGGAUAUGUUUCUCGAUUUACGUGGUUGCUCUUUUCCUAACAGCCCUGUCCCCUCCGGAGGUCAGCACUACGGCCGACGAUGCGGUUGAUGCGGACGAUGGCUGGCCACGAUCACUAAUGGGUCGUCUUCGACGGGCCCAUGAUAACAUGCAGGCCAAUAUUUCUCUAUCAGAUAUCCGACUGACCAUGGAAAUGGAUUUCUAUACGGCGCUACUUAGGGCAGGGUUCGCAGCAAUAUCUAUGGCAAGUGAAGCAGUUUACCUAAAUGAGGAUCGGCGUGUCAACCUCGCCCGGCGCACCUGGCUCGAGGAUGAGAGGCUUCGCGAGAUGGAGCAGCUACGGAUGCAGUGGCUGCCGGGAUCGAGGUACGACUUUAAUGGCGCCAUUGGCCUCGUCCCUAUAGAGCAGUCACAGAACGGAGGUGAACUGGUGCCUCAGUGGGGCGGCUCUGGCUAUGCAAGAGAACGUGCGGCUCAGCAGGUUGCUAAAACCAAAACUGGUGAACGUGUCCGUCCUAUGAGAGAUGGCGUAGGUGCCGCUGAGCGCAGUGGGAGAUGGUUGUUGGCUGUUGAGUUCCUUGCACGCAUCAGUCGCCUGGUAGUCACGUAUAGUGCCUUGGUUUUCUGCAAACUCCUCAGCCGGAUCGGCAUCAACAACCCACCCUCCUUCCUGCGCUAUCUAGCACAACAAGCCAAGCCUCCGAGCGUUCCCAACCCUAGCGAAGCAAGGCGGAGUGUCGUCGCGGACAACGGACGAGGCGUUGACGGCGUCCGUGACUCCAAGGGUCAAGUUAUAGGGGAAUGGAUCCGAGGCCAAACUGGCACUGCGUACAUCCCAAGGAAAGAGUCGGUGGACUUGGAGCAGAUCGUCACCUGUCAGAUGCCCGAGGAGAAAGAUACAUCGGGUAUAAUGUACAGAUGGUGGCUGAAGGGAGGCUGGUGGGGAGAAGUUGAUAAGAGCGGCGACUACACACCACCCGUGGACCACAAUGACCCUGACUUUGACAAUACAAGUAUCGUGUCGGCUACUGAUACGGACCGCAUGAGCGAGGUGCAAAGUCACGCUGGCUGGGACUCAGAUGACGAUCCCUGGGAGGAUGACUUGGAUGAUGGCCAACGCACUCCCACUCAACGAUCACAUAUGGCGACGCGUGAGUCGACACCACUGGUAGACAACCCAAUGGCAGUCGCGGAUCUUGCCCGUCUACUCAAUCCACGAUCACCCGAGGAAACAGCCGAAGCACGCGCCUUGGCCACUCACCUUGAAGCCGACGGCAUUGUAACCCGCAGCCGCUUCGCCAGACUCUCGGCGCAGCAACGAGCACAGGUUCUCAUGCCCGGCGGUCGUGACGUUCACCGACAUCGUCUGUCCCAGAAGAUGACACCAGACGAGGAAGCGCAACUGCUGGAGCAGAUUCUGAUCUCUCGGAGGGGAAAUAAUAGCCAGCAACAGCAGCAGCCAGGUGGCGCAUCUACCUGGGCCACGGGAGCGCCUGGGCUGGGACCCGACGGCCCGCAGUGUGUAGUAUGCCAUAGCGCAUCUCGGACGGUCAUCGUAUGGCCGUGCCGAUGCCUGAGUCUCUGUGACGAUUGCAGGGUAUCCCUUGCCAUGAACAACUUUGACAAGUGUGUUUGCUGCCGCAGAGAGGUCAUUAGCUUUAGUCGCAUUUUCGUGCCUUGA
Pyricularia grisea is the source of this 3036-nucleotide messenger RNA. RefSeq lists its product as uncharacterized. The transcript has a single exon. The coding region runs from base 1 to 3036 and encodes 1011 amino acids. Gene Ontology annotation, molecular function: ubiquitin protein ligase activity. Lineage: Eukaryota; Fungi; Ascomycota; Sordariomycetes; Magnaporthales; Pyriculariaceae. Gene Ontology annotation, biological process: protein ubiquitination; ubiquitin-dependent protein catabolic process. The record is from RefSeq and is a predicted model, not a curated record.